ACAAAUGCCAGAGGUCCUUUCUUUGUGACAGCUGUCUCAUAGCUCUGUUUCUUCCUCAUCUCGCGUAUUACUCAAAGGGUGCAGGAUGUUCAGCAUCUCUGAGUCAGUCCUUCCCUCUGCCUCGCUGUAAUAACGUGUAUCGUGUAUGAGCCUCGGAGCUGUUUCCUAUCUUGAUUUCUCUUUAAGUUCUCUGGCCAGAUCUCCUUCCCUGGUGCUUAGAGGUUUCCUGUUUUCUUUACAUAAACACCUUCUUGCUACCCUACCUGCAGCUCCCGCUGCACUAAAAGAGGACCGAGAGAAUUGGGCAGGAGCCUCCCUGCUGUCGGGAAGUGCUGUGGGAGGGCAGCCUGUGCGUUAACUGCUUCGCUGCCCGGCUCGUGCUGGCCGCUUCAGCGGGACCCCGAGUCAAUGAAUGGGAUCGCUCGCUCGUCUGCCGACUUCUCCUGCAUGGGUAACCAGGAGCCAGCAGCAACUCCUGAUGCAAUGGUGCAGCCAUUCACCACAAUCCCAUUUCCGCCACCCCCACAGAACGGGAUUCCCACAGAGUACGGGGUGCCACACACUCAGGACUAUGCAGGCCAGACCAGCGAGCACAAUCUGACGCUCUACGGAAGCACGCAGCCGCAUGGAGAGCAGAGCACGACCACGGCCAGCACGCAGAACGGAUCUCUCGCACAGACAGAAGGAGGGGCACAGACAGAUGGACAGCAAUCACAGACACAGAGCAGUGAGAACACCGAGAGCAAAUCCACUCCAAAACGGCUUCAUGUGUCCAACAUUCCCUUCCGCUUUCGAGAUCCGGACCUUCGACAGAUGUUUGGGCAAUUCGGCAAAAUCCUUGAUGUAGAGAUAAUCUUUAAUGAGCGCGGCUCCAAGGGAUUCGGGUUCGUAACUUUCGAGAAUAGUGCUGAUGCAGACAGGGCCAGGGAGAAAUUACACGGCACCGUGGUAGAGGGCCGUAAAAUCGAGGUUAACAAUGCCACGGCGCGAGUGAUGACCAACAAGAAGAUGGUCACACCAUACGCAAAUGGUUGGAAGUUGAGUCCUGUGGUUGGAGCGGUGUACGGCCCUGAGUUAUAUGCAGCGUCCAGCUUUCAAGCAGAUGUCUCGCUGGGCAAUGACGCCGCAGUGCCCCUGUCAGGAAGGGGGGGUAUUAACACUUACAUUCCUUUAAUCAUUCCAGGCUUCCCCUAUCCAACUGCAGCCACCACAGCAGCCGCGUUUCGGGGAGCCCACCUGAGGGGCCGAGGAAGGACGGUUUAUGGGGCAGUCCGGGCAGUACCUCCCACAGCCAUCCCUGCCUACCCAGGUGUGGUUUACCAGGACGGAUUUUACGGUGCUGACCUCUAUUCGACUGAAGAAAUGUUAACAUCCCGCUCUAAAUCUCUCAGUGGAGUCUCUGUUCCCUUCUCUGAUAUAACAGAUGGGUUAUUGCUUGUUAUAAUUAUUAACAUCGUGGUGUGGGACAGGGCUAGGGUGGGAGCCAUUCCGGGGGGCGAGGGCGGGAGGCUGCGGGGAGUCGUCGAGGUUGGAAUGUUAACUCCAGUGGUGACUGACUGUUUCCGUAAUAGCAGGUUGUUGUGGCUGCACGCUCUAGUACUUGAGGCUGUGUACUUCACUGAGCUUGUGGUAGAGCCUAGGGCGAACUGCUGUCCCAAGAGAAUGCUGGGAUGGAUAGAACUAGCCAAUAUGAGUCUGAACGUGGUGACUUUGCUGGUUGUUCUAGCUCCAGAUGUCAGCAUGCUUAGUUUUUAAUUUUGAUUAAUAAAUGUUACGCCAUCCCUCCCCCCCUUCCCACACCUGAUUCCAGCCCUUCUUUUCUUUUUUUCUUUUUUUUUUCAUUUGUUUUGGUUUGGUUUCAUUUUCUUUUACGAGAGACGUGAGUUAAAAGAGAAUUACAUGAUAACCCUUUUCUGGUUUCAAACUGCAUCUCGCUGCCAUGCGUAGAGCCUGUGCCAGUCACAUUUGAAAUGGCUUCGGAUGUGAAAUGUGGCUGGUAGGUGGGAGGGAGGGUGGGAAUCGGGGGGGCUGCCCUGCUGAAGGACAGCGCCAAGUGGAAACGUCUUCCAUGUCCUGCCCAAGUGACAGACCACACCAAGAGUCCAGGAAGGUCACAAGCUUAAGGAAAGGCCACAGGAUGGUAAUUUGGUGAGGUUGGUGAAGGUUUCAUUUGGAUUGCCCCUUGUUCCCCUUGUGUCUGUCGUGUUUUGGCGGUAGAAGUAGUGGUGGCGCAGCUAUAGCAUGCCAGAAGGAAGCCAAACCUCCCCAGGCUAUCAGUCUGAAGUGCAGGGAUUGAAACCACUAGGUAAGAGGGACAAAACCAUGACACAACAUUCCUUUCAAGCAACGUGGUGAUGUUUCACAGGUGAUUAUUUGCGUUACUCUCUUCUAUUAACUAGAAGAUUAAAGGGUCUGCAAGUCCCUCUCCUCCAGAGUAAGAAACUAUCCCCAGGUAUGUUUGGGGUAGCAUGCCAGUCGUCGUGGGGGCAGUUCCACAAGGGCAACCAAAAUGAAGUUAAAAUCAUGACUUCUAUUUUAAAGGCUGUCUAGACCAAAGCAGCACUGCUGAGCAAAGACAGAGUGCGUCCUGCAGUAGAGCUGAUCUUGUUCUCUUAGUUACAUACAGCCAUAACAUUUGUAGGGGAAAAAGCAGUAGAGAUAUUUUGAGCUGAUUCUGGAGGUAAAGAGCAUAAGUCUGCCUUCUGAUCCUUCCAACGCUGAAAUGUCACUUAAAAGGAAGAAAGAAAAAAAAAGAAAAAGCCAGAAGCAAUCUGGAGUUUUCUGAUGUUAUUUAUGGCUCAUUGUGUUUCUGGCAAAUCAAAGCCACGGUUCAUUUACCAUUGCUCCCCCACAGAGUUUACAGAAACGUGUUCAGAAGCAUACAGUCAGGAAAGAUCUAACCUGGGCUUCAGAGCUCUUCGGUGACUGCCACACAGCCUUAGCUCCUGGUCUGAGAGGUGGCAGGCAUCCAUCCCUCGUUACUGUGAGGUGCACGGAGCCGUGGGGCUGAGCCCGGGCUUCCUCUGCCCCGAGAGCUGUUGGUGGGAAUUCUGGUAGGACACUUGCAAGUCUUCCUCUGGGCCAGGAUUUAUGUUUUGCCGGCUCAGCUGUAACUACAUAGUUAGGAUCUACCUCUUACCAGUGUAAGCAUUUUAAAGAUCUUUACCACAGUUGUGUAACAUAGGUGUAAAUGCAGCAGCAGCACAGUCUGUUCAGAUGUAAUUUCCCCCAGUCUGUUUCUUUCUUACUCUGAGGGAGAGGAGAAUGCUCUGGUUGGUAUCUGUGUCAAUUUGCUUGUUGGCAGCCCGUCAGACCACCAGAGAUUGACUUCUGUGACCUUCUUUUACUGAUUGCUUUUUGGCUUCUCUAGCUAUUGAUGCUUUUAUGCAUCUGAACCAAAAGAAAUUCUAGCCUUUGAGGUCUCCCAGGCUUAGAAAAGAGACAAAGGAGAAAAAAAGCAGGAGCUCCUCUGAAUGAUGCCCUUUCUAAAAUACAUGCUUCACAGAAAGUGCCCACCUCUGAUUUCCCCAGCGUAAGAGGAAGGGGACAUAGAAAUUACAUUGCAUGCAGUAUUUCAGCUCUCUUCUGAUUUUCCGUUCCUCCAUGCCAAAUUUAGUUUCCUACAGGGAUAUCACCGUGCUCAGGCUCACUUCAGUUUAUUCCUUCUGCUAAACUGGGAAAUGGAAGAGUCUCCCUAGUCCUUCUGAGCAAAGGAAGAUAGGAGUUAAUGGGCGAUGCUUGUGCUAGAUAAGACAUGGGAGCUGAUGCAGUUUGAAACACUUCCUCUCCUUGUGAUGCGUGUGAUUCCUUUUUUUUUCUUUCUUUUUUUCCUUUUUCUUUUUUUUUUUUUUUUGGCUCUGCGUGGGUGGACAGGUAUCUGUAAAGUCAGUUCUCUUC
Oxyura jamaicensis (ruddy duck) is the source of this 3897-nucleotide messenger RNA. It is a transcript of the gene RBFOX2, whose product is annotated as RNA binding fox-1 homolog 2. Gene Ontology annotation, cellular component: nucleus; cytoplasm. Gene Ontology annotation, molecular function: mRNA binding. NCBI's taxonomy places the organism in Eukaryota, Metazoa, Chordata, Aves, Anseriformes, Anatidae. Bases 409 to 1755 code for a protein of 448 amino acids. Gene Ontology annotation, biological process: regulation of alternative mRNA splicing, via spliceosome; nervous system development. The transcript has 11 exons. The record is from RefSeq and is a predicted model, not a curated record.